AUGGCAAGAGCAGAGGAAACCAAUGAUCAACACUGUGCAGCUUAUCCAGUGAGAGGUGGAGAUGGACCCAGCAGCUAUGCCGUCAACUCUGUUUACCAGAGAGGAGCUGUGGCUGCUGCCAAAGAAUUUAUAAGCAAGGCAAUUGAAGAAAAGCUUGACAUGGAAAUCUUGUUAUCUUCCAAGACCUUUCGCAUUGCAGAUUUGGGUUGCGCUGUUGGGCCCAAUUCGUUUUUUUCUGCUGAGAACAUAAUUGAAGCUGUGCAGUUGAAGUAUAAAAGCCAAGGGCUGAAUUCCCAAACCCUUGAAUUUCAAGUUUUCUUUAAUGAUAUUACUGCAAAUGAUUUUAACAAGCUCUUCAGAUCCCUCCCAAGCAACAGGCAAUACUAUGCCGCGGGUGUACCAGGUUCCUUCUAUGGCAGGCUAUUUCCUGAUGCUUCCAUUAACCUUUUUCACUCUGCUUUUGCCAUUCCAUGGAUGUCUCAAGUUCCAAAAGCAGUAAUGGAUGGUAACGGUCCUGCGUGGAAUAAAGGGCGAAUCUUUUACUCAGAUGCCUCGGAUGAAGUAGUGAGUGCUUACGAAGCACAGAACGCAGAGGACAUGGAGCGCUUCCUGCAUGCCAGGGCUCAAGAGAUUGUGAGUGGAGGACUCAUGGUAUUUUUCAUUCCUGGCCGCCCAGAUGGUACCCCCCAUUCUCAUACUCUGCCAAAUGUGAUCUAUCAAAUCUUAGGAUCUUGCCUCAUGGACUUGGCUAGGAAGGGAGUUGUUGAUGAAGAGAAAGUAGAUUCAUUUAACAUACCUAAUUAUUUGAUGUCUUCCAAAGAACUUGAAAGUGCUGUAGAACGAAAUGGAUGCUUCAGCAUAGAAAGAAGGGAAAAUUUGGAUAAUUUCUUUGCACAUGACACUGUCUAUAAAAAUCCUCAAUUACUUGCAUCUCAAAUCAGAGCUAGCUUGGAGGGACUCUUCAAGCAGCAAUUCGGAGACGAAAUCUUGGACGAGCUUUUUGAAUUGUAUGGUGAAAAACUUGAAGAGCAGCAGUCCAUGGUUGAGUCAGGGAAGGCAGUUGUUUUUCUUGUUGUUCUUAGACGCACAGCAAAUUGA
Prunus armeniaca (apricot) is the source of this 1098-nucleotide messenger RNA. The record is from the annotation of a GenBank genome assembly. Lineage: Eukaryota; Viridiplantae; Streptophyta; Magnoliopsida; Rosales; Rosaceae.